Molecule: messenger RNA, 600 nt
Organism: Cordyceps militaris CM01
Lineage: Eukaryota; Fungi; Ascomycota; Sordariomycetes; Hypocreales; Cordycipitaceae
Product: AIG2 family protein
Exons: 1
Coding region: 1-600 (199 amino acids)
Molecular function (GO): gamma-glutamylcyclotransferase activity
Source: RefSeq, a predicted model, not a curated record
AUGGCAGAGACCGGGAUGGACUCGCAGGACAGCCUGGACUCGCAGGGCAGCAACGUGACGAUUAUCGAAGAGGACCGCGAGGAGAUCCUCUACUUUGCCUACGGCAGCAACCUCUCGACGGCGCAGAUGCUCGACCGCUGCCCGUUUGCCACGGCCAUUGGCCUGGGCUUCCUGCCCGGCUGGCGCUGGCACAUCAACGAGCGGGGUUACGCCAACGUCCUGCCGCCAGCUUCCACCAGCACCGACGACGGCGGCGGCGGCGUCUACGGGCUGCUCUACCUGCUGCCGCCGCGCGACGAGGCCCGGCUCGACGGGUUCGAGGGCGUCGCCUCGGGCGCGUACGGCAAGGUGCACCGCACGCUGCGCUGGGUGCGCGACGCCGACGGCAAGCCCCUCCCCGGAGCCGCCGGCCAGGAGGUCCAGGCGCUCGUGUACGUCGACGACAAGCGGACGGGGCCCGGCGUGCCGCGCGACGAGUACGUGCGCAGGAUGGAGAGGGGCAUCGACGACGCCGUCCAGAAUUGGGGCAUGGACGAGGGGUAUGCCGACAGGGUCAUGCGCAAGUGGUGGAAGACGACGGCGGCUGCGCUUGGGACAUAG